AUGGAAGGUGAUAGUUCCUCAAGCAAGAAGAGGGCACCCUAUGAUGAUUAUGGCUUUACGGAUUUUAUUUUUUCUUGGUCCAUUGAAGACAUUCUCAAUGAAGAACUGUACAAAAACCAGGUACAGAAGAUUGAGCUAUCGUUUCAGUCCAUUGAUCAUUAUCUUGGGUCUUACAAGUACCCUUUAUUGGAAGAAACUCGAGCGCAACUAUGCUCAAAUAUGGACAUGAUAUACCAAGCACCAUUUGCUGAAGUCAUUGGCCUUGAGGAGGCUAAACCGUUUGGAAAGAAACUCUACAAUUUUAAAAUUGAUAGCUGGAAAAACAGGUUUACUCAUCCUGGAGAGCCAUACAAAAUAUUACCUGGGGAUGUUCUAGUUUUGGCUGAUUAUAAACCUGAAACUGCACGAGAUAUGCAAAGGUUUGGAAGGACUUGGAGUUUUGUGUCAGUUGUCAAGACAACUGAAGAUGAGAAUGAUGAUAACAUGUCUGUUUAUUUUAAAGUAAAGACAUCAAAAGAUAUUGACACCAGUAAACUAAGGAAGGAAUCUCUAUUUCUUGUUUUCUUGACAAAUAUAAGUCCUAACAGAAGAAUUUGGAGCGGGCUUCACAUGUCUGGUAAUUUGAAGCUAGUCAAGCAAAUCUUAUGCACUGAGUUUAAGGAAAAUUGUAAUUACAGCUCUGAGGGUGAUGCUGUGUGGGAUGACUGUUCAUAUCGAUGGUUGUCUUCAGAACUUAAUGAAUCCCAAUAUAAGGCAAUUUGCGCAUGUCUUUCUGGCAUUCAUUGCAAUCACAACUCCACUGUGAAACUCAUUUGGGGUCCACCAGGGACUGGAAAGACAAAAACUUUGGGGACAUUGCUUUUUGCUCUAUUGAAAAUGAAAUAUAGAAUCCUUGUGUGUGCCCCAACAAAUGUAGCUAUCAAAGAAGUGGCUGCACGUGUUUUGAGUAUUGUGAGAGAGUUACAUUGUAGAGAAUCUGAUGAUUUGUUCUGUUCCACGGGAGAUAUGCUGUUAUUUGGGAACAAUGAGAGGCUCAAGAUUGGUGAAGAUGUUGAAGAUAUUUAUUUGGAUUGUCGUGUGCAAGAGCUCACGAAAUGCUUUUCACCUUCUAAUAAUGGUUGGAGUUCAUGCAUUGAAUCAAUGAUUGAUCUUCUGAAAAAUUGUGUUUUUAAUUAUCAUAUAUUCAUUGAGAAUGAGAUGAUAAGAGAGAAGACAAUAAACAGAAAAAGCUCAGAUUGUAGCCAGAGAAAACUCAAAUCAUUUAUAGAGUUUGUGAGAGAAAGGUUUCUUUUAAUCGCAUUGCCACUAAAAUCCUGCAUUUCUAUCUUAUGUACACAUGUAGCUAUGUGUAUGUUGGAACAUAACUUUCAGAAUUUGGUCUGCUUAAAUAAGGCACUUGAUUCAUUUCAAGAUUCGUUGUUUGAAAAAUGUUUGCUUAGUGAAGGGUUGGAAAAGCAUUUUUCUGAUCUAAAAAUAUCAGAGAAUUCUUCUUGGUCAGAUAAUGCUGCACACCAAGUGUACCAAAAAAGAAAUGAAUGUCUAUCUGCUUUAAUAAGGGUAAAAGAUUCUCUUGGUAGACUCAAGUUGAAAAAAUCUUUUAACAAGGAUUCAAUUAGAGAGUUUUGCUUCCAAACUUCAUCAUUAAUAUUUUGCACAACUUCUGGCUCCUAUAAGCUACACUCUGUGGCCAUGAAGCCACUGAACAUUUUGGUCAUAGAUGAAGCUGCACAGUUAAAAGAGUGUGAAUCAAUAAUACCAAUGCUACUUCCAGGAAUUAGCCACUCCAUUCUUGUUGGUGAUGAAUGUCAACUUCCUUCUAUGGUUAGAAGUAAUGUUUCUUAUGAGGCUGGUUUUGGGAGAAGCUUAUUUGAGAGGCUGAGCUCAUUGGAUCACCCUAAGCACCUUCUUAACAUGCAGCAUAGAAUGCACCCGGAAAUAAGUUUAUUUCCAAAUUCGUUUUUCUAUUUUAACAAAAUUCAGGAUGCACCAAAUGUUCAAGGAAAUAACCACAGGAAGCAAUAUCUUCCACAGCCAAUGUUUUGUCCAUAUUCUUUUAUAAAUGUAAUUGGGGGAAGAGAACAAUUUGAUGAUGCUGGACGAAGCUAUAAGAAUAUGGCUGAGGUAGCAGUUGUCAUCACAAUACUGAAGAAUUUGUACAAAGCAUGGUUAACAUCAAAGGAGAAGGAGAAACUCUGCAUUGGUAUAGUGUCUCCAUAUAAUGGCCAAGUGGUUGCAAUUCAACAGAAACUUGGAAAGAUGUAUGAGAGCCAUGAUGGAUUUAAGGUGAAUGUGAAAUCAAUUGAUGGUUUCCAAGGUGGUGAGCAGGAUGUGGUUAUAUUAUCAACUGUAAGAACCAAUAACAGGACAUCUCUUGAGUUCAUUGCCUCUCCGCAAAGGACUAAUGUUGCUCUUACAAGGGCCAGGCACUGUUUAUGGAUUCUGGGGAAUGAAAGGGCCCUAACAAGUAAUGACAAUGUUUGGAAGGCUGUGGUGCUUGAUGCCAUGAAUCGUAAAUGUUUCUUUAAUGCAGACCAAGACAUGGAACUGGCGAAAGCUAUCAUGGAUGCAAAGAGAGAGAUGGAUCAAUUUGAUGAUUUGCUUGAUACCAAUAGUGUCCUUUUUAGAAAUGCUAUGUGGAAGGUUCAUUUCAGUGGUAAAUUCCUAAGAUCAUUCAAAAGGCUGCGAUCAGAACAAUCCAAGAACAUGGUUAUAAACCUUUUACAAAGACUUUCUAGUGGGUGGAGGCCUAAAAGGACUAGUACAGAAUUGUCUUGUGAAAAUUCAUCACACAUUUUGAAACAAUUCAAGGUAGAAAGUCGCUAUGUUAUUUGUUCAAUAGACAUAGUCAAAGUUUCAAGGUAUAUUCAGGUUUUGAAAGUAUGGGACAUUUUGCCGUUAGAGGAUAUUCCAAAAUUGGUUAAGCGCCUUGACAGUGUAUUUGGAAGAUACACUGAUGAAUACAUAAGUCUUUGCAAAGAGAAAUGUUUUGACAGGAACAUAGAGUUUCCUUUGAGUUGGCCAGUCUCUGCCAAUAUCCAAAAAUUUAAGAAUGUUAAUAAUGCAAAUAAGGGAGAUUUGAAUGCUUUUGAAGAUAAAUGUUUCGCUGAAAACUCGAAGUUUGAGGAGAGUAUGUUGUUAAUUAAGUACUGCUCCUUCCAUGAUGGUUUAGUAGUCGAUCUUCCGUUUGAGCUAACAGAUGAAGAACGUGACAUAAUCCUCUUCCCUCAAAGUGCAUUUGUACUGGGUCGCUCUGGAACUGGAAAAACUACAGUUUUGACCACUAAGCUGAUUCAAAAUGAAAAAUUGCACCAUUUGGCAGUUGAAGCAGCAUAUGGUUCCAAUAGUUAUGCAAAUCCUGACAAACAGUCUAAGGAGAUUGCUGCUGAGACUGAAAGACCAGUGCUACGACAGUUAUUUGUGACAUUGAGUCCUGGACUCUGUCUAGAAGUCAAACAUCAUGUUUCUCGUUUGAAAAGGUCCCUUUGUGAAGGAAGUUCAAUUGAUGAAGAUAUUGGUGAUUCAUUAAUUCAAUUUAAGGAUAUCCAAGAUUCCUUUUUUGAUCUCCCAUCCGACCUCUAUCCUCUUGUGAUAACAUUUCGUAAAUUUUUGCUGAUGCUUGAUGGGACAUUGAGUAAUUCUUAUUUUAAGAGAUUUUGUGAUCCCAAGAAGAAUUCUUCUUACAGUCAGAACCAUGGAUUAAGUUCAGUUGAGUUGGAGACUAUCAUAAUGAGGAAGGAAGUGAAUUAUGAAAGGUUUGAUUCAUUAUAUUGGCCUCAUUUUAAUUCCCAAUUCAGUAAGAAGUUGGAUUCUUAUCAAGUGUUCACCGAAACAAUGUCACAUAUAAAAGGUGGAAUAAGAGCUGUUAAGUUAAGCCGGGAGGACUAUUAUACUUCAUGUGAAAGCCGAACAUCAAGUUUGAGCAUGAAGACAAGAGAAAUGAUAUAUGAUAUAUUUCAAAAUUAUGAAAAAAUGAAGAUGCAAAAUGGUGAAUUUGAUUUGACUGAUAUUGUAAUUGAUCUCCAUAGUAGACUAAGGACGGAAAGAUACCGGGGUGAUGAAAUGAACUUUGUGUAUAUUGAUGAAGUGCAGGAUCUAACAAUGGCUCAAAUUGCUUUGUUUAAACAUGUCUGUAGAAAUGUAAAAGAGGGUUUUGUUUUUUGUGGAGAUACAGCACAGACUAUUGGAAGAGGCAUUGAUUUUAGAUUCCAAGAUGUAAGAUCCCUUUUUUAUAAGAACUUUGUGCUAGAAUCUAAGACUUGGGGUCAUGACAAAAGAAAAGAGAAGGCACAUAUUUCUGAUAUUUUUUUGUUGAGUCAGAACUUUCGCACUUGUGCUGAGGUGCUGAAAUUAUCACAAAGUGUCAUUGAACUUCUGUUUCAUUUUUUUCCUUAUUCUGUUGAUAUGUUGAAGGUGGAGAAUAGUUUGAUACAUGGGGAAGCCCCAGUUGUGCUAGAAUCUAAAAACAGAGAAAAUCCAAUUGUAACAAUUUUUGGUGAAAGUGGAUGGAAGGGUGGGAGUAAUUGCGAAUUUGGGGCAGAACAAGUAAUUUUGGUACGAGAUGAUUCUUCCAGGAAGGAAAUCAUGCAAUAUGUAGGAAACCAAGCUCUUGUUUUAACCAUUUUAGAGUGCAAGGGCCUUGAGUUUCAGGAUUUGAUGCUGUAUAAUUUUUUUGCUUCUUCACCUUUGAAAAGGCGAUGGGGGGUAAUAUAUGAAUAUAUGAAGGGAAAGCAUUUGUUGGACUCUAGAGCACAUAGAAGUUUUGAUGAUUCCAAGCACAAUGUUUUGUGCUCUGAGCUCAAGCAAUUAUAUGUUGCUUUAACUCGUGCAAGGAAGAGAUUGUGGAUUUGUGAGGAUGCAGAAGAGUUUUCUAGACCUAUGUUUGACUAUUGGAAAAAGAAGAAUCUUGUCCAAUGCAAAAAUCUAGAUGCUUCACUUGCCGAGAAAAUGAAGGAGGCAAGCACUACAGAAGAAUGGAAGUCAAGGGGAAUGAAGCUGUAUUUUCAAAAUAAUCAUGACAUGGCAACCGUGUGUUUUGAAAGAGCUGGGGACUCAGAAUGGGUGAAAAUAUCUAAGGCUGCUGGUCCCAGAGUUACAGCAAAUAUCACGUGUUGA
Gastrolobium bilobum is the source of this 5112-nucleotide messenger RNA. RefSeq lists its product as uncharacterized. The transcript is spliced from 11 exons. The coding region runs from base 1 to 5112 and encodes 1703 amino acids. The record is from RefSeq and is a predicted model, not a curated record. Gene Ontology annotation, molecular function: helicase activity; ATP binding. NCBI's taxonomy places the organism in Eukaryota, Viridiplantae, Streptophyta, Magnoliopsida, Fabales, Fabaceae.